Messenger RNA from Melozone crissalis (California towhee), 1881 nucleotides. It is a transcript of the gene MTCP1, whose product is annotated as mature T cell proliferation 1. NCBI's taxonomy places the organism in Eukaryota, Metazoa, Chordata, Aves, Passeriformes, Passerellidae. The record is from RefSeq and is a predicted model, not a curated record. Gene Ontology annotation, molecular function: protein serine/threonine kinase activator activity. The transcript is spliced from 5 exons. The coding region runs from base 1461 to 1787 and encodes 108 amino acids.
UUUAAAUUUGUAAUGUGGCAUAGGGUAAAGCAGAAAGGAAAAGAGUUACAGAAAUGUCCUUUUAAGCCUAAUUCCUGAAGGCCUUGUGAGGCUUGUCAGGCUGCAGUCACAUUCCUCCAAAUGCCAGUGAUCCAGCUGGUGGGGCAUUCCUUGGAAUGCCUGUCCCUCAUCACAGGAUGGCAGCCAGAACAGUGCUGCUUUGUGUGGGGCACAUACACAUCCCCACACACCAAGCAAGGCAACAAACAGAAUGGGUGAAAAACAGAAGUAAUAAAAGAACACUCAAAGUUUUCUUUGUGAUGGUGCUGUUCAGGCUGACCCGUGGUUGGUGUUUUGUUCUCAAAAAGGCUGAGUGCUCCUCUGGCUCAAAAAGAUAGAGAAACACUGAUCUAAGAUAUGGAAGGCAUCAUGGAAGAGUAUUUUCUGUUAUAUAUGCAGCCCAAUGUAUAACAAGUUUUUUUUUUUCUCUCCCUGACCUUCCCUCCUUUAUUUUGUACCCAGAUUUUCUUGCUCCUGUUUGAAAUAUGCCUUAUAACCUUACAAGUUUUCAGAAGACCACUGUGUUUCACUGGGAUAAAGAAUAUUGCAUCUGCUUCAUAGCAGGAGGAUGUUGUAUGUGUUACAGCUUAACUUUGUUCUACUUUACACCUAGAUAAAGGAUGAAGACUGUCUGUACCAUUUUGAUUACCUCUUCUAGGGUUCAAAGAGAAUCAUUUCCCCUGGCCUCCAUUUGCUCAUGGCUCAGCUUGAUCUAACUGGCACACAGAUAAACGUGCUGUUACACAAAAGUUACAGUAGCAGGAACCACCUCAGUGCCCCAAGCUCCUCUGCCCGUGUCGGUGGCACUCUGUGACCAGCCAAAAGCCGAGUGACGCAGUCCUGAGCGCUGCUCCCGAGGAGUUUGGGUGUGAAUGGACAGUGCUGCCACCCCGAGAGAUGAGACAAAGGACCCUGCGCCCCGACAGCUCAGCGAGCUCCAAAGAUGAGAGUCCUGCACAGCGAGCCCUGUGCUCUGUCUCCAGAGUGAUCUCCGUUCCUGCUGAGCUCACCUCACUGCUGCUCACCAGUUUUGCGUUUGGGAUUUAGACACCUCUUUUUCCCCCCAUUUUACACAAAGACUGUUAAUAGGACUGUUAGUGGAAUGAGCAAAGCCAAUACUCCCAGGGUUUAACUCGGUACCAAUAGCACCUUUAGCCCCAGAAUGCCUUACCGACGCCACCCGGCCCGCGUGUCCCGCUGUACGACUUGGCCUGAUGUUUCCGCUGGCUUAGGCGCCACCUCAGCCUCCCGAGCUGACUUUUAGGGACAUUUCCGCACGUGUAGCAUCUCCUCCAAGAGUCAGACACCACCUGGCUGCCGGCUGCGGGAGCUCUCCCCGUGGAUGUGCUCGGAGCUCCGGAGGCCGCGAGUGCAGCCCGCGGGCCGAUGCCGUCCGGCUGAGCUGCGGCCGCGCCCGAGGGAUGGCGCAGGGAGGGGAGGCAGGCGCUCCUCCCGUGCGCCUCUGGGUGCGCCGCGUGGGGGUUUACUGCGAUGAGCACCGCAAAACCUGGCUCGUGGCUGCGGAAGAGGAGGAAGGUAUGCUGAGGGCUCGGAUCCAAAGAGUUCAGGUUCCCCUGGGUGAGGCGCUGCGACCCAGCCAGCUCCCCCCAUCCCGGCUGCCUCACAUGUGGCAGCUGUCCCAGGGUGAGCAGUACAGGGAUAGUAACUCUCGCGUUUGGGAGAUAGAGCACCAUCUCAUGCUUGAUGGUGUUGAAGAACUGCUGCUUAAACUCGUGCCUGGGGAUUAAUCUGUUCCUGAACAUGUCCCGGAAGGAUCCCUGCCAGAAACAAGCCUGUGAAAUACAGAAAUGCUUGCAAGCGAACAACUACGUGGAGUCCAAG